Molecule: messenger RNA, 5046 nt
Organism: Sphaerulina musiva SO2202
Lineage: Eukaryota; Fungi; Ascomycota; Dothideomycetes; Mycosphaerellales; Mycosphaerellaceae
Product: RNI-like protein
Exons: 6
Coding region: 80-3772 (1230 amino acids)
Source: RefSeq, a predicted model, not a curated record
CAUCCCGUCUAUCUGGACUGCUUCAUGGCGACUGAAGAAGGACGAUGAGAGUGCAGGUUGGAGAGUGGACGCAGCGAGCAUGGAGAAAAUACACGGUGUGGACGUGAGCUCGUUUGCCUCGUACAAAAGUCCCAAAGCACCUCGCGAUGUCAAGACCAGCGGCCCCGCACACCUCCCGCUCGAUGAGAAGCUGAAACCCCAGACCUCGCCGUACCUUCCCGGCGAGGUCGAGGUCGCUCCUGCCACGCCAGCGGAGUCUGUCCGAGACUCUACUGCGCACGCGACCAUCCCGACGUCGCCUCCCGCCACCUCGUCCUCGACCCCGCCGUCAGCCACGCCUCCGCCCACUGGCGGCAGCAGGUCGAGCAACAAACGGCCUGGUCUGCUCAGCCGCGCCAGUUCCGAGAAAUUGAACAGCGAUGGAAGGACGAUGCCCCGCCGGACGUCUUGGUUAAACAAGAUCAGCAGCAAUUUCUCGUCCUCGCCCAGCGCCUCUGCCGGCGCGGUGCCGCCUGUGUCCGCGGCUGCAGCGACUGCAGCUGCUGCAAAUGGAGCCACCCCAGUGUUCUCGAGCGGCGCAGGGACUGCUGCGCCUGCGAGUGCGGAAAAAGCAGAACCACAUAUUCCCCUUCGGCCGAAAGAGUCGUCCAAUUUCUUCUCCAACCUCACGCGCAAACUUUCGGCUGGACAGGGCGCUGCGGUGCCCCGCGUGCAGGGCAAGGGCGGCAUGUGCCAGCGGCGCAUCCUCAAUGUAGACCCCAACCGCGAAAGAUGUCUGAUGCCGGAGAUGGAUGCUAGCCGGCUGCGCAAAGUAUCUUUUUGUGUGGAUGUGGAGAUCGCGGGAGGACCCAAGUACAGAGAUGACGAAGACGAUGACGACGAUGAUGAGCGCAAGCAAAAGAAGAAGGACGUCAAGUUGAAAGAACGUGCAGAGGGAGAAGCGCUCAAGCAUCCUCAAGCGAUCAAGCAAGAUGCCGAGGACAAGGCAAACUCUGAGCUCGGGGACAAGAGCAAGCCUCUGCCGAUUUCCCAUCAGCAUGGCAACGAUGCAGCUAGCAUGCUGUCUGGUGGCAGUGCCAGUCCUCCCGUGGGCAGCAUUGACGAAAAAGAUGCUAUGAGCAGGAAAAAGGAAAAGAAGAAGAGGUCGGAAGAGGAGCGUAAGGAACGCAAGGAGAAGAGGCGUCGACGGGCAGAGGAGAAUGGAUCCAUACCUGUAGAGCUAUCGAUGGACACUGAUUUGUCCUCCUCGCCGCCAGAUCGCGCGCCUCUACCGACUGUAGCCCCCGCCCCUCCCAUUGACGCUACGAAACGGGACAGACCUACGACGGAUCCCGUUCGCAUUUACAGACGGUGCUGCCAGCUUCGAGAAACCCCGAUCCUGAAGCGUAUCACGGAACAAUUGAUGUCCCCAACAUGCUGCGUGCCGCUGGAGCCUGGUCUUGUGCACUGUCUCGACCUUACCGGCUCACGCCUACAACUCGCCGAUAUGAUCACGCUCGGCGACUGGCUUGCGGUUGUCCCUGUCAAGAAGCUGCUGCUGGAAGAUGCCGACCUUAAUGACGAAGGCCUUCGUUGCAUCCUUGCAGGGCUCCUCGCAGCAACGAGGCCACAGCCUACCAGACGGAGAAGUCCAACACCAAAACACAGGCAAGGCGUGCAAGUGCGCCAUCAAGAGGAGCGAAGUGGCAUCAUAGAGAAGCUCACCCUCAAGAACAACCCGCGUAUCACACAAAUCGGCUGGAAACACAUCAGUCUCUUUCUGUACAUGUGCAAGUCUAUCAAGGCAAUAGAUCUCUCUAUGAUGCAAUUCCCUGCCACAAUCCCAUCGAGUGCACAUGGAACUCCCCUGAAACCCCUGCAGAAUGGAUCCAAGGAUUCUGGAGCUGAUGCAGACGCUGGCGAGAUGAUGCUCAAGUGCCUAAGUCAACGAUUGGGUGGCGACAGACUUGAAGAGCUCAUUAUGUCGGAAUGCGGUUUGAGUGCACCACAGAUCAGAAAGAUUGUAGACGGUGCGAUCAUUUGCGGCAUCAAUAGACUGGGGUUUGCAGGCAAUAAUCUCGACGACGAGGGACUGGAGCACACUCUACAUUGGCUGAGAUCUGGGGUAUGCGGCGGUCUCGACCUCGGUGGCAAUGACCUUCGAGAUAAACUUCACCUAAUUGCAGAUGCGCUCAGCGCCAGAGAUGGCACGCCUUGCUGGGGCUUGAGCUUCGCAGGCUGCAAUCUUGACACGGCAUCGGUCAAAGUGCUGUUCCCAGCACUAAUCAAGCUACCUAGCUUUAGAUUCAUUGACCUGAGUCACAACCCUGAUCUUUGUGGACAAGACAAUGGGACAAUCUCUCUGCUCAGGCGAUACAUUGGCCAGCUGCAGUACAUGAAGCGCAUCCACCUCGCAGAUGUGGGUAUGAGCUCCAAGCAGGCCAUUGCCCUUGCAGAUGUCUUGCCCGAGGGGCCGCAACUUGCUCACAUCAACAUCUUGGAAAAUCCUCAGCUGUCGGCUUUAGCAAGUGCCAGAGACGAGGCCAGCCAAGAGGAGGCAUGCGCCUUGUAUGCGAGCUACAUGGCCGCAGUUCGCGUGUCUAACACGCUGAUUUGCAUUGACAUUGAUGUACCUUCUGCAGAUAACAGUGAGGUUGUCAAAGCUCUGGCGAAGCAGGUAGUUGCUUAUUCCCUGCGCAAUAUGGAGCGUUUUGCGAUUGCAGAGGCUACUGGAACUCACACGCUGGACACUGCAGAUGCAGCCGCGUCUCUAGCAUUGCCUCACGGCGGCGAAAGGCAAGUUAAAGAGAUCACAGUGCCUGAUGUGCUGAUGCACCUCAUUGGUCAUGUUGAGGGCAACUCGGAAAACCAUGACGAUGACGCUCCCGGUCCCGAUGGAGAUUAUAUUGUUGGUGGCGCUGGUGUUGUCAGGGCUCUGCAAUAUGUUCUUGGUGAGAAAGCCGACGACAUUCGACGCAGCAGCAUACCAGACUCUCUUUCUGGUUCCAGGACUCCAAGUCAGCAGCCUGGUUCAUCCAACGGCCUUCUUGGAGGAGAGGAGGAGCAGCGUGGCAAGGCGAAGAAGAUGAGCAAGAAUCUUCUAGACAGCGCUCGUAAGAUCCGUGCUCGCCUCUCGCCGGCAUUGGCCAAGGAGGCUGCCAAUGGUGAUGAAAUGGCGUACAGACGGCUCGCUUUCCUGGAUCAGACUUUGCAGAGCAUGAUCCAAAGAUUCGAGGAAGAAUACCCAGAGACACGAAUCACGCCGCCCUCGCCAGCGGCGACGUCAACGACUUCGUCCAAUGAUGCACCAGUUGUGCCCCUGAUCAAGGCCAGUGAGGCGAAUGGCAAACUGACCGAUGACGAAGAUGAGCUCGACGAAGAUGAGUUCGCGGCUUUCCGACCACGUGUUUCUCGGCACAAUAGCGAUGUUUCGCUGGCCGCGCGUGCUCUGGGCAUGGAAGAGGGCCAUCUGCAUCGCCUCGGGCAGCGUAUGCGUCGUUCGGUGGUCGAUUCACCUGCCACGCCGGCCGCGCUCGACGAGGGGACUCCUCUUUGGAGCAAAGAGGAAGAGGAGGCUCGUCUCCGAGGUCUCCAGGGCAAGCUAGAAGCCAUCAGCGGGCCCGAAUUGAAAUGUUUAGUUGAGCAUGAUGGAUGGGAUUCUGCCCUUCGCAAAGUAGGCGCCAAUAUGUCUGAUUUGCGUUGGCUACAAGAGCUAGAUCCCCGGGCAUGGGAAGAAUUUAAAGAGUCGCAGAUGAAGGCCAGGAUGAAUCUAGCACAAGACGCCAGGACGUAAUGACACUGCAUGUGUGCAGUAGAGGAAAUUUCAUGACACGUUCCAGAACGUGCGCAGAUGCUCAGCACUGGCUGGCACCCAGCAAAAAGACGAGCUCCAAAGAUUCCGAGCAUCAGGGUUCACGAUUUUGUCCGACGCGUGCGUUAGCAUCAACACGCUCGAAUUGUCGGGGUACGCCAAACGAUGAUUGUGAUCAUUGAAGGUUUGCAUCGUUUUUCGCAUUUCGUAGCACUAUGCUAAUGUGCCAAUCAUAACGCCGUGCAUGUCCUGUCGCAUGAAUGCGCUAACCCAUGACAAUGCACACCUCCAGCAGAUGGGAACAAGCUCGAACCACAGAGCAUUUACAGCUCCUGGGCAAGGGUCUUGAUCUUCUCCUGCACGCGUUGGCGACGCUCCUCGUGUGUGAGCUUCUUGAGCUUGUACUUUUGUGACUCGGCCUUCCACUCCUCCUUGGUCUUCUUCUCGCCCGCAUCCUCGUCUUUCUUCCAUGGGUCCUCACGAAUGGCCUUGUGAGCUUCCUGGUACAGCUCCUCGAGACCAUCCGCCUCAAUCUCGUCAUCAAUGUAGCCAGAGAACUGCGACUUGUAGCGCUCCUCAUCGUCGUCGGCAAGAGUCUCCAUGUACUCGGCAACGUGACCAGCGAAGAUGUACUUGCGCAGAGUCUCCGCGUCCAGCUCCUUAGUCUCAAUGUCGUAACCUGGGAAACGCUUCUCAGAGUGAGGAACGUAGAGACCGCCGUCAGAGGCACCCUUCAUGGCGCCAAAGACACGAGCACCGGUGCUGGUGCGGGUGAGACCGACGUCGAGGAAGACCUUGAAUGGGCGGCGGGUCUCGCCAUCAACCUCCUCUGGCUGGGUUUCGGUGAACUCGCCAUCAGCCUCCUCAACGCCGGUGAAGGUGUCCUCGAGCUCGAGCUUGUUGAGGGCGCGACGGGCGAUGAGCAGACCGACACAGUAGGCAGCGGCCCAGUUGGUGAGACCGUGGGUGACGCCGUAGCGCUUCAGCUCGUGGCCGUAGGCAGCGACAAAGACCUUGUCGCCGGUGAGCUCAGAGGUGACGAUCUGGGCGAUGAUGUCCCGGUUGGUGAAGCGGACGACCAGGCGGUACUUUGGCGCAUUGUACUUGUUCUUGGCCUGGGUGAUGAGGCGCUUGCGAGCGUAGUAGUCGGUCUUACCAGAUCGGCGACGCUUGUACUUGACCUGGUAUCGGCUGAAGUAGGCGCUGUUCUUGACCAACUUGGUGAAAGGCAUCGUGUCGGUGGGUGGAGGGGAUGC